AUGCCUUUCGCCUAUAAUCCCGACAAAGAUAUCCCCGAUCUGACGGGAAAGUCUAUAUUCAUUACAGGAGGAACCGGUGGUCUAGGCGCAGCAUCAGCACUCCACCUCGCCAAGCACAACCCAUCACAUAUCUACCUCAGCGGCCGCAAUGCUACGAGCGCAGAAAAAAUGAUCAAACAAAUCCACGAAAUGAAUCCCAAGCUUGUAGUCACAUUCAUACAAUUCGACCUGGCCUCCUUGACCUCCGUAAAAAAUGCCAUUGAGCAUUUCACUAGCCAACACUCAACCCUAGACAUCAUAAUGUGCAAUGCCGGGAUAAUGGCCCAAUCACCGAGCCAAACAGUCGAUGGCUACGAGCUGCAAUUCGGCACCAACCACCUCGGCCAUGCCUUGCUAAUAAAAAAGCUCCUACCCCUCCUCGAAACGUCCACCGACCCGCGCAUCGUCCUCCUCACUUCACAGGGAUGGGGGCUGCACCCGCGUGGCGGAAUCAUCUUUGACAAGCUCAAUACGACACAGGAUAUUGCGUUUGGCGGGCCGUGGGUGCGGUAUGGACAGAGUAAGCUGGCUAAUUUGGUAUAUGCACGCGAGCUCGAGAAGAGGUUUCCGGCUAUCACAUCGGUGUCGGUGCAUCCUGGUGUUGUGGGGACAGGUCUUGUUACUGGGCUUGGGAUUAAGGAGAAGAUGCUUGUUUAUGCGACUACUUGGUGGAUGAUGCUGCAGCCGUAUGAGGGUGCGUUUAGUCAGACUUGGGCGGCUACCGUGGAUAAGGCGGAGAUUCGGAAUGGCGGGUACUAUGAACCUGUUGGGAAGUUGAUGGACAGGAAGCUUGAUGCGACGGCGAGGGAUGGAGUCCUUGCGGAAAGGUUGUGGGAUUGGACUGAGGAGGCUUUGAAGGGAUUUUGA
Messenger RNA from Penicillium verrucosum, 906 nucleotides. Its product is annotated as oxidoreductase, short-chain dehydrogenase/reductase family. The transcript is spliced from 2 exons. Lineage: Eukaryota; Fungi; Ascomycota; Eurotiomycetes; Eurotiales; Aspergillaceae. The coding region runs from base 1 to 906 and encodes 301 amino acids. The record is from RefSeq and is a predicted model, not a curated record.